Eruca vesicaria subsp. sativa (arugula) is the source of this 1065-nucleotide messenger RNA. The record is from the annotation of a GenBank genome assembly. Lineage: Eukaryota; Viridiplantae; Streptophyta; Magnoliopsida; Brassicales; Brassicaceae.
CUGGCGUAGCUGUGGUUUCUUUUUUUUUGAGUGUGUGAGAGAUCGGAAAUCAUGUACGAUGUGAUGUUGGAAGAGGCGAAGCUGUGGUUCGACAAACCUCGGGUCAAUUCUCCUCCACCACUACCACCUUGUCCACCAGUAGACGAAGAUUCCGACGACGAGGAGGUAGAUCCGGUGGCAUGGGAGAAGUAUCAACGACAAGUAUCCGAGUCUGGCGGUUUCGAUGUGGACUUGUUCUUUCAACCUUUUGGUGGGAUAAUUCCCGGUGGAUGUAGUGAUCACAGCUUACUCUUCGGGAAGGUCGGACUCCAUUGUUACAACCUUGAAAAGGGCACUAACUUGCAGUUCAAGGAAGUCACCAAAGUCAAUUCACAAAUCUGUUCAAUUUUAACGUUUUACAUCACACUGGAGGCCACUGAUCCUUUCCACGACAACUCAGUUGUUACAUUCCAGACCACUGUCACCGAUACUGUGCUCAAGCAUCAAGCACGUUUGAGAAUCUUCACAACUACUUGCAGAAUCAAGCCUCAAGUCCCUGGAACGGGAGAACUAGGUUCCAUUUGGUACCCUGAUAAUGAUGUAGAUCCCUGUUACAAAGUUGACUUACCUAAUUGGCUACAAGAUGAUGCACUUUCCGGAGAUGAUAAGCUUCAAUUCUAUGAGGUGAGAGAUUGGGAGUUGAAGGAAAACCAGUGGCUUUAUCUAUACGCUGAGUUUGCAUUGUUCUCCCAUUGGGAAGAUGACCUGAGUGCUUAUAUGCCAUUUGAGAUGAGGAAAGUCUUGGUACAGACAAAGGAAGAUAUGAAGCUCAAGUCGGGCAAUGCAGUCUUCUACCUGAGUUUCAAGGCCCGUGGUGGUCCAGAGUGCCGAGGUAUAGUAAGGAGAACAACUGAUGGGAGACCUGGACACAUGUGCCUUGAAACUAGGUGUUGGAUUGACAAGUAGAGUUACUGGUUCUAUCUCUCUCUGGUUGUUCUGUAUUUCAUAUGCAUGAUAUUGGGAGCAUUUUGUUAGCAUAACCAGGAUCUUAGAGGAUCAGCCAUUUGAACAUCGACCAAUCAACUA